AACUGGCAUGCGGCCCCCACUCUUCCUGUUGUGGAAGAAGCACUCGAUGAUCUAAAGCUCGUCUUGAAACCGUUGCGGAAGAAUGGAGUGGGACACAUAUGGGUAGACUUGCCUGCCUUGCUCCGGGAGCGCCUAGAGCAGAUCAAAACAUUUUUAGGAAUGUUUAUCAGCAAGUCAAAGGAGGCGGAUACGCUCGGAAAGGGGUCCUCACCUCAGUGGAUGGCAGCAUCAUUGGCAACAGCUAAUGUGCAUCAGAAAGGCACAUAUUAUGCACGCCAACUACGUGCAUGGGCCAAGGCAUUUAUCACGGACCGUGACAAUCUCCCUUUCGACCAAUACGGCCGAUCGAAGAUAUCGAAGCUUGAUAAUGAAGAGCUCACGAACGAGCUUCACCUGCACCUACAAUCGGUCGGGAGAUAUGUCAAGGCAGGGGAUCUCGUCACGUACCUCUCUGACAAAGAAGCCCAGAGUCGCUUUGGACUCAAAUCAACGAUUUCCCUCGCAACGGCGAAGAAAUGGAUGCAUACACUUGGGUAUCGCUGGCGC
Suillus clintonianus is the source of this 546-nucleotide messenger RNA. RefSeq lists its product as uncharacterized. The annotation marks the transcript as partial. The transcript has a single exon. The record is from RefSeq and is a predicted model, not a curated record. NCBI's taxonomy places the organism in Eukaryota, Fungi, Basidiomycota, Agaricomycetes, Boletales, Suillaceae.